AUGAAGAUGCUGGAGCUGAUCGUCGCUCUGCUCGCUCUGUCUGGAGUUCUAACAGACAGCAGUAACUGGGCGGUGUUUUAUCCUGAGAAAAAUAUCUGUGCUGUGAGAGGGUUCAGUGCCACCCUUCCCUGUAAUUAUUCCUACCCACAGAGCAGGUAUAAGGUGGUACAAAUACUCUGGUGCUUAAUGAACUCUAAAUUUUGUGAGAACUCACUGAUUGUUUAUAACAGCUCAUCAAAAAUCACUUCAGACUUUGUGUACGGUGGAGACGACAAAUCAAACUGUACUCUGUUCAUCCAGAAUGUAAAAUUUAAUUAUUCUGGAGAGUACAGAUUCAGAUUUAUAACUAAUGUUUCUGAUGGUAAAUGGUCAGGACAUCCUGGAGUAAAUCUUACAGUCUCAGAUUUAAAGGUGAAACUAAUCAGGCUCAGUGGAAACGGGACCCUUAAACCAGGGGACUCCUUAAAUCUGACAUGUCACGUGAACUGCACACACAGUUCCUCACAGAUUGUUUGGUCCAAGAACAACCAGAACCUGAACAGAUCAGGACCCGUUCUUCACUUUCCCAAUCUAACCGUGGAGGAUUCUGGGAAUUAUACCUGCACAUGGAGGACCAACGUGACCUCGGGAUCUGAUACGAUCAGCAUUUAUGUUGAGGGUGGUAACUGGGUGGUGUUUUAUCCUGGGAAAAAUAUCUGUGCUGUGAGAGGGUUCAGCGUCACCCUUCCCUGUUAUUAUUCCUACCCACAGAGCGGGUAUAAGGUGGUACAAAUGCUCUGGUGCUCAAUGAACUCGAACUAUAAAUGGUGUGAGGAAUCACUGUACGUUUAUGACAGCGCGUCAAACGUCACUUCAGACUUUGUGUACGGUGGAGACGACAAAUCAAACUGUACUCUGUUCAUCCAGAAUGUAAAAUUUAAUUAUUCUGGAGAGUACAGAUUCAGAUUUAUAACUGAUGUUACUACUGGUAAAUAUACAGGAGAUCCUGGAGUGACUCUUACAGUCUCAGAUUUAAAGGUGGAACUAAACAGGCUCAGUGGAAACGGGACCCUUAAACCAGGGGACUCCUUAAAUCUGACAUGUCACGUGAACUGCACACACAGUUCCUCACAGUUCGUUUGGUCCAAGAACAACCAGAACCUGCACAGAUCAGGACCCGUUCUUCAGUUUUCCAAUCUAACUGUGGAGGAUUCUGGGAGUUAUACCUGCACAUGGAACAGCAGCAUGAGCUCAGGAUCUGAUACGAUCAGCAUUCAGGUGGAGGGUGGGUCCAUCAGCUCAGGAACAGAGUCUCAGUGGCUGGUCUGGAUUAUUUUGGGGAUUGGUGGAGGGAUUUUGAUCCUAUCAGUCGCUGCAGCUGUAAUUUACAGCAGGAGGAGGAAGAAAAAAGAAGAAAAGAGAGAUGAAGAGGUGAACGAGGACGGAGUGAUGAACGUUCAGGAUGAUCAGCAGGAUGAUUCUGUGAUCUACAGUGAUGUUAAGCUCCACUGA
This is a messenger RNA of Trichomycterus rosablanca, 1491 nucleotides long. RefSeq names its product carcinoembryonic antigen-related cell adhesion molecule 1-like. NCBI's taxonomy places the organism in Eukaryota, Metazoa, Chordata, Actinopteri, Siluriformes, Trichomycteridae. The record is from RefSeq and is a predicted model, not a curated record. The coding region runs from base 1 to 1491 and encodes 496 amino acids. The transcript has 8 exons.